AUGCCAGCGACGGAAUAUCAAGGGUCGUCAGCUGGGUUCAACAAUAUUGGCCGCUCGAUCUUCAGCCUCCGACGCGAUCAGUUUAAUUCAAUGGAAGCCCAUAGCCAUAUCGGUGGUCAAGGAGCUGUAGACCUCGACUCUUUCCAAACCCACGUCGCUGAUUGCUUCUCCCACCUCUCCUCUUCCUCCCAAGACAUCCUCUCCCUCCAAUGGCUCCGAGACCUCCUCGACGCCUUCCUCCAAAUCCAGCAAGAAUUCAAGAACCUCCUCCUCUCCUCCAUCAACAAGCCCCUCCUCUCCAAGCCCACCGUCGACCGCUUCCUCUCCGACUACUUCGAGCGCAGCGUCAAGGCCCUCGACGUCUGCAACGCCAUCCGCGACGGCAUCGAGCAGGUGCGGCAGUGGCUCAAGCUCCUAGAAAUCGUCCUUGUCGCCCUCGACCGCGACAGGACGCUCGGGGAGGGCCAAUUUCGUAGAGCUAAGAAGGCGCUCGUCGACCUUGCCAUCGCAAUGCUCGAUGACAAGGACUCCUCCAACACCACCCUGGCCCACAGGAACCGCUCCUUCGGCCGGAACAACCCGACAAAGGAUCACCAGCAUCACCAGCAGCACCGCUCGCUGGGCCACUUUCGAUCUCUUUCCUGGAGCGUUUCGCGGUCGUGGUCGGCCGCGAGGCAGCUCCAGGCGAUCGGAAAUAAUUUAUACGCCCCGAGGCCGAACGAGAUUGUGGCCUCCAACGGGCUCGCGCCCGCCGUUUUUACGGUGAAUACGAUUUUGCUCUUCGUAAUGUGGGCCCUGGUGGCGGCGAUCCCUUGCCAGGACAGGGGCUUGCAGGUGCAUUUCACGGUGCCGAGGAGCUUCGCCUGGGCGGGGCCCAUGCUGUCGCUGCACGAGCGGAUUCUGGAGGAGUCGAAGCGGCGGGACCGGAGGAACGCCUGCGCGCUGCUGAAGGAGAUUCAUCAGAUCGAAAGGUGCUCACGGCUGAUCGGCGAUCUCGCAGACUCGGUGCAGUUCCCGAUCGCGGAGGAGAAGGAGAGGGAGGUGCGACAGAGAGUGCAGGAAUUGUCGAGCCUGUGUGAGGGGAUUAAGGAGGGUUUGGAUCCUCUGGAACGGCAGGUCAGGGAGGUGUUCCAUGGAAUCGUGAAAAGCCGAACCGAGGGCAUGGAUUCUUUUGGAAGACCGAAUGAAUGA
Messenger RNA from Prunus armeniaca (apricot), 1191 nucleotides. The record is from the annotation of a GenBank genome assembly. NCBI's taxonomy places the organism in Eukaryota, Viridiplantae, Streptophyta, Magnoliopsida, Rosales, Rosaceae.